Molecule: messenger RNA, 5123 nt
Organism: Thrips palmi
Lineage: Eukaryota; Metazoa; Arthropoda; Insecta; Thysanoptera; Thripidae
Exons: 9
Coding region: 71-3403 (1110 amino acids)
Biological process (GO): negative regulation of transcription by RNA polymerase II
Cellular component (GO): nucleus
Molecular function (GO): transcription corepressor activity; protein binding
Source: RefSeq, a predicted model, not a curated record
CCUGGUCCCGCCCCUGGCCCCGCCGGACGUCGGCGUCCCCGAGGCGCCGCGGAUUCGCACCAAGGCGGAGAUGAAGAUGCUGGGCGACGCCGCGGCUGAGGCCGUGCGGUCCUGGCUCGCCACCUCCCACCCCGAGGUCCCCGCCGACGCGAGUGAGCACCCCUGCGAAGCUUCCACCUCCGGCCUGAGCGCCCCGACCCUCUACGACGAGCACCUCCUGGACUCCGCCGAGGUGACGGCCCGCGCGCCCCUCGACGCAGCCCUGCCCACCCUGACGCCCACCUUGGGGCCCGCCCCCGCCGCCCCCGGCGCGCGGUACUCGGUGCUGAGGAGCCCCGGCCAGGACUCGGGCCUCGAGGGAAUGCCCCGUCUGGAGGCCAUGGAGCCCGCCGCCCCCGUGCCCGCCCCCGCCCCCGCCCCCACCUCCAUUCCCGUCUCGGCCCCCGCCGCCGUCCUCGCCCCCGCCGAAGGGUCACUUGCCCCCGUCCCCGUCGAACCCGCAGCCCCGGAAGCAUUGCUCUCGACGCCAACGUCCUCCGUCACGGUCAAGGCCGCUCUGACCCAGGCCGCUGUGGCACCGGGCACACCCGAGAAUUUGAAAGAAGAGGGUGACGAUAGCCAAAGUGCAUGGGCCCAAUCCUGCCUUGACUUUGAAUUAGAGCUUGGAGCUAGUGAAACCAAAAAGACUUCAAAGGGACGGUUUCAAAGCAAAACCCUCAAGGCUGACAUUUCUUGUGAUAAAACUCUAGAUUUAAAUGCUGUAGAAAAGUUGUCAGUUAGUCCUGACUCUUUAAAGAAUGUUUCAAGAGGCCAGAAGACUGUAGUGUCCAGAGCAGAUUCUUCCAAAAGUGGUGUGAGUGAAACCAGAACGUGCCCUAAGAGAAAACCAAGGCCCCUGGUCAUUUCUGACAGUGAAAGUUCGAAAUCAUCCAUUGAUAGUGAUGAUGAACCCCUAGCUAGAAACAAAGCCCGUCGUUCUGCUUCUAACCAAGACAAGGAUUGCCCUAAAAGUAUUGUUCAAACUCGGUCGACCAAAAGCAACAAAUCUACAUCGCCUGAAGUCAAACCCAAAAAGUCAGUCAAGAAGGAGGCAGAAGAAGCAAAGAACACUUGUAGUAAAAAGCUGUUCAGUACUGAAGCCGUCUUAAACAAGUCUCCCAGGAAAACCAGGAGCUCUUCAUCAAAAGAGAGCCCUCCAAUUAAAAGGCAGCAUCUGGAGUCUGGGUCAUCAGAUAAUGAGUCUGUCACUCAGUACCUUAGCAAAAGCCUAAUUCAAAAUACUCCCGUCGAGACUCGAAGAAUCAGACUGAGAACAAAGGUUGUUGAAGUUGAAAAGGCAUACUGUCUUCGACCCAAAGGUGAUGGGUCGGAUUUCCGACCCGGUUGGGAGGAGGAAGUAUUUCAGUACAAACGUUCUCUCCGAAUGCCCCACAUUUUAAUCAACAUGUCCAAGGGAAGUGCUGUUUCAGAGGCAGAAAACUCUAAGCCCUCAUCUAUUUGCUCAACGAGUGAAUCUGCCUUGGAAGGCUCUCCAAAGAAACAUUGCCGAAAGCUAGAAAGUGAAGCAGAAGCAUUAUCUAACUGCGUGGAUGUUGAGUCUGAAGAUGCUUCAUCUUCUGUUUCCCUCCCUUUUAUUAAUAGGAGAGGUAAGAAACACAGCAUUAUUGACCAGCUUGUUGAAAAGGUCUCUAAAGCCUCAGCAAACAAGAGUAUCGCUGGUAGUCAAAAGACCAGCCAAAAUUCAUCUGGAAAGUCAACAAAGUCCACAAGUGCUGUUGAUAGAUCUAAAUCCAAACAGGCAAAUUCUGAUAUCAAAGAGACAACGUCUCUAAAUGAAGAAGAAAAAGUUAAAACUAAUUCAUUAAGGAAAAAAGAUUCUAUUCGAGCAGUUUUUGGCACAGAGAAAACGCCACCCUCAAAGACUAAAUCUCAGGCCACAGAAGAAAAUAAGAAAAGUAAAUCUAAAUCAGUCACAACUAGGAGAAAAAUCGAAAGUGUACCAAUCAGGCAAAUGUCCUUACGAAAACGAAAUUUGGUCAUACCAAAGACAUCUGGAAGGAAAAGUUCGAGAACAGGUGAUAUUGAGGGGAUAGUCUUGCGGCCACGAAAUGCUCAGCAAGUAGCCACCUCUCGAACUGGGUUAAGAACUGCUGCCCUUGUCAGAAGAAGUAAAGUUGUUCUGAAUUUAAAGAAUAAGAAAAAUCAAAACAUUGAAAGAAGACAAUCUGGAGAUGGGACUGAUGAUGAUGUUGAUAAUGAUGAUAACGAUAAUGACAAAAGCAUUAUGAAUACAAUUGAGGCUGCCAGGAAGAGUUUACUAAAAGAUGAAACAUCUGAAACAACUGUUGUCAAAAAGCGUGUCAUAAGAAGGAAGUUUCGUUCAGGCUUUGACUACAUACGUAAAAGUAAAAAGAAAAAAGUAAAGAAAGAGGAUGUUAAAAAGGCACCAGUUGAAAAAGAAAAGGUUGCGCCAAUUGUUGAGAGGAUACCAUUGACUGAAGAGCAAAUUCAAGUUACUUUACGAAACUGGGUUAUUAAUCGAAGUCACGGGGACACUGUCUUACAUAGAGCUGCCCGUCUAGGAUAUGCGGAAGUUGCCCAAUAUGCUAUUGACAAAUUGAAAAUGUCUCCGUGUGUUGCUGACAAUGCUGGCUACACACCACUACAUGAGGCUGCAAGACGAGGCCAUGUGGACCUGUCCAAAAUUUUACUGGAACAUGGAGCAGAUGUUAGUUGCAGUGCUAUAGGUGGAAUUCGACCGUUACAUGAAGCUGCAGAGUCUAAUCAAGUGGAAAUGCUGCGCCUAUUACUUGAGUACGGAGCUGACCCAACUCUUGCCACCUAUGGUAAUGAUACACCACUUUCUAUCGUUGAGCCGGAUAGUGAAGCCUAUGAGCUCCUGACUCACCAUUUAGCAGAUGUCCAGGGCCUGAAUGCUCCUCCAUGGAAGUACCAUGGGCCUUCAAAAAUAUUUGAUUUGGUCACCUACAGAGGUGAUGUUGCUCUCCAGUCCCCUCCGUCCUUUGAGAGUGACGCCGAUAGUGAGAUCAAUGUGUUUUCCUCUGAAGUUAUACCACCUCCUCUCUAUACUUUCCACGGUGAACCAACUUCCCAAGUGUGGGUACUUGUAAAAGAUUUAAUGAAAGCGCUCAACAUCUCGACAGAGGAUGAACUCUUUUGCCGCUUGGCUGUGCAACCUGAAGAUGAACCUACCUCAUCCCAAAAUUUACCAAUCCGAACGAGAGAAGUUUCUAUCGAUGAUUUCCUUCAGAAAACAAAAGCAGUCACUUUUCCUGCACCAGAGAGCAACUUGCCUCUUUCAGGAUGUAUGACUCGCUUGGUAGAAUUUAGCAAUGAGGUGCGAGCUCUUCUAAAUGAAGAAGUAACUACAUUUCUUGGAUAAAGUGCCUUAACUAGUUUUAUGACUUCUAUUUCUUUUUUCCCCCUUUUUUUUUGUUAAGUUUUAAACAGAAAAAUUGAAAAAUCUGAAAGCAAAUUGUUAGUGUCAAUGUAGUAUAGGGGACUUUGUCAUGACUGAAGAUGUAAUAUGUCAUUUAAGACAUCUGAUGGUGCUUACAAACUGUGAAUGUGCUUGAUGGCCAAUUCAUUUAAAAUUAAGAAAUGGGCAGGAGUCACAUUAACUGUCAAAUAUUUUUUCCUACAAAUAUUACUUGUCUUUGUUUUCUUCCUCUUUGCCUUUAAAAGAAACAUUUAGCUUUGUUAACACAAAGACUUUGUUAAUAAUUUUGUUCUUGGUGAAUUUCACAAUCAAAGUUUGGGCAAGUAUUGGCAAUUGCCCAUACACACAAAAAUGUUGUAUAUUUACCUUAAUUUAAAUCUAGUCAACUUUCUGUAUGCCCCUCUAGAUGGAAACUGAGUCAAAGUUUCUUACAGACAACCUCUUAGUAAUAUCUGUCUGCUUGAUCCACUUCCUCUUCCAACUAUAUUUUGCCAUUAAGUAAACGGGUUUUCAAUCAGUUAUGUCCUGAUAGCAGUAUCAAAUACAUUAAUAUUUAAUUCAGUGAAGAUAUUCAAAUGCGUCCAGAAAUCGUAUCUUGGUGCAGUACAUCUAAGCAACCACCAUCACACUGGUUAACUUUUCUGGAUGUAACCCAUUUUUUGGGGUUGCAACUAUGGGGCCUUAUUGAUCUCUCUCUGCUUACAGUAUCACAGACUUGAAUGAAAAUACUGUCCUAUUUGUGGUGAAUAAAAUGCUAAGUUCUGCAAACAAACUGCAUUUAACAUCAUGCCAGUUUGAUCUUAGUCAGAUUGUUGUACUUAUGUUUCCAAUAGGUGUAAGACUUGUUAUUUUUGUGAUAUAUCAUAUGGUCAUAACAAAUGCAUUUUGUUUUCUCCUUUUUAGCUUGAUUGAUUAAGAUAUUAAUUACACUGCUAGUUUUUCAGUUAGAUUGUUUGUUAUUGUUUAUGUGUCUUUACAGUUCCUUCAGCAAGCUUUUAUCUCACUUCCGUUUUGAAGUACCUGUACUGAUCCCAUUCAAAUCUUAUUUGUCAAUGGGCUUUUUCUUAAGAUGAGUAGAGACCUUAUUUUGCAAUGACUUACAGAGAUAUUAAAAAGUAACUGUUAACUGUAUGACUAAGUUAAAGCUGUUGCGUGUAUUUUAUCAAAGCAUAGACUUUUCCUUUAUUUUUUAACAAAUCUAUACUACUAGUCGCCUGAAAUACCUGGAAAAAAUUAGUUCUGAUUGACAUAUUCAUUUGCAAUGUACAGGCUCUCUUUCUUACAAGUUUAUUUUUGUUCUUUGUGACUAUGUUUUCCGUUUCUCAUGUAUUUUGUUCUGUUUUUAUUUUUACAACAUUAUUGAUUUAUCAUGAUCUAUUUUAUUACUCAACCCAAUGCUUGAUAGUGUUUUCAGAUGCUCUCCUGAUCAUUCUGAAUUAAUAAUAGACUUGUAAAUAAAUACCUAGUGACGUUUUUUGUAUGACAAGUGUUUAUUUUCUUUCAAAUUUUGUAGCUAUGUUAUUGUAUACUGGCAUGAAAUGUGAUACUUCUUAAGCCUAAUGAAGAAAUAUUAUUUUGUGUUGUGCUCUCAGGGAUGAUGUUUUGUUGUCUUAUCUGUUUUAGUUAUUAUGAUUAAUAAAUGUUUUUAUUACAUUCAUAGCGA